AUGAAUUAUAUUGAUUAAGGCACUGCUCUUUCGAGGAAGGUUCCCAACAGAAAGUUGUCUAAGAAGAAUUCUUUGUUUUAUUAGGUAUGAGUGUUGUGUUUAAUAAUAGCAAUCGGUGUUUGAGAAUGAGGAAUUCAUGCAAAAGUAUGAGAAGAAUGUCGAUCAAUUGCAAACCGUGAUCGAGGAGCCUGAGUUGAAAGAGGUGAUUCAGAAUAGGAAUGAGAAGUUUUUUUAGGUUUUGGAGUAAAUAAUCAAAGUGGAAUCGUCAAUCAAGGAAUUCGCCAAGGGGUAGUAUUGGAUGUUAAUGUAGGUAUUAAAAAUACGGAUUUAUUGUAUCUGACACAGGAAUCACUUAUAGAGAGUGGGCACCAAAUGCAAAGGAAUUGAAAUUGAAUGAAUAUGGUUGUACGACUGACAAUGGUGGAAACUGGGAAGUGUUUAUCCCAAAGGAUGACGAUGACAAUCAUCAAAUCCAACAUGGGAGCAAACUGAUCACCUAUUGCAAUGAACUCGAAAGAGCUUCAGUCUGGAGUAGUGUUAAGAUGGGAGAGUAAGCGAUAUUUUGGAAUCCAGACAACAGAUACGAAUUUCAAGCACAGCAGAUGCAACAGAAACAAUAGAGCAAAGGUCUGAAGGUGAUAAAGCAAAAGAUAACAGAAUUGCAGGGAGUUAAUGGAUAUAACACCAUAAUGAUUACUCAAUAAUUACUAAUGUAACUGGACGUAAAUUUAAUAACACCUGACGAUUUGAAAAGAAACAUCGAUGUUCUUCAUUAGAAGGGAUUUUCAGUCAUAAUGGAGAUUGAUCAUGAAUUAAUAGGAAAAUACUUGAAUAAUUGGGAUGGCACAGGAUAUCAAUACUUGAGGGAGGAAAUCGAACAAUUGGACUAUGGAAAAUGGGAAGUUUUGAGAUUAUUGUUAUCCAACAUAUCUUUUUGGAUUUCCGAAUAUCAAAUAGACGGAUUCAAAUUCUCUAAUAUUGAUGUAUCAGACGACAUUGAUGCCACUGUCUAUUUGAUGUUGGCCAAUGAUUUGAUCCAUGAUUUGUUGCCAAACGGUAUCAGUAUAAUCUAAGACUUGGACUACCCAGCACUUUGCAGAACAAUCAAAGAAGGAGGUUUGGGUUUUGAUUUCAGACUCUCUAAACUGCAACACAAGUAAUUAUUACCGAAGACACUCUUCGAAAACACAGGAGUGUACACUCAAGCUCAAAUUUUAAAUGCAUUGGCUAUUGGUUCUGUAAGAAUUAUAUUAAAUGUAGGGGUUAAUUUAGGAGGUCUAGGAUGAUUAAUUUUUAUUGAUUGAACAACAGUGUGGUUGGUUGGAAAAUGAGGUUGCUGAAGUAAAUGAAGUGGAUUCAGUUUUGCAGAUCAAAAGGGGAAAGUUUACAUUUUUGAUAAAUCACACAAAUGAAGUAAAAUUAAUUAUUAAUAUAUUUAUUUUAUAGAACAGAGAAACUGUGUUGAAUUUGUAGAUUACAAAGAUCUUGAACAAAUAAGAGUUAAAGUGGGAGUAAUUAGAUGAGAAUACCAUAAAACUAAUUGUUGAGUCAGAAUAGGGAUUGAUAAUUGAAUGAUAACUGAUAACUAAUCUGAAUUUACAGAAUAUAUAAC
Paramecium octaurelia is the source of this 1612-nucleotide messenger RNA. The record is from the annotation of a GenBank genome assembly. NCBI's taxonomy places the organism in Eukaryota, Ciliophora, Oligohymenophorea, Peniculida, Parameciidae.